CUUUGAGAGAGCGAUGCUCGCUCACGGUUUUUUGUUUGUUUCAAACCGAAGUUUAGAAGUUGUUGAUAGUGCCCGUUGUUUGCUUGUGAUCCAAAUCCCGGUGAAAAGUGGGUGGAUUUUUCAUGAUGAAAAUCGCGUUUUUCCUAGUUUUUCUCAGUGGUGCUUUCAUCUCCAACGUGAAUACCAUCAGUGUGGAUGAAAAUGGAUACAUAUUGUACUGUCCUUGCAUGGGUCGCUUCGGUAACCAGGCCGAUCAUUUUCUGGGUGCGUUAGGUUUUGCUCACGGUUUGAAUCGUACGCUGGUGCUUCCGCCGUGGGUUGAGUACCGGAAAGGAGCAGCGACCUCGGUGCAGGUACCGUUCGAUACGUACUUCCAGGUGGCGCCCUUGAACGAGUACACUCGGGUGAUAACGAUGGAAAAUUUCAUGACAAAUUUGGCGCCAUCGUUGUGGCCACCAGCGGAACGCAUUUCGUUCUGCUACACGGAGAGGAUGGGUUUGGACGGAAGUGCGGGCGGAGGGUGCAAUGCCAAAAGCGGUAAUCCUUUUGGGCCGUUCUGGGAUACGUUCGGGAUCGAUUUUGUGAAGUCGGAAUUUUUUGGACCCAAGCUGAAUUAUGAUGUCUAUCACCACGAUAUGGCGAACAAAUGGACUGAAAAAUAUCCCAGCGAUAAGUGGCCCGUGAUUGCAUUCACAGGGGCACCUGCUAGCUUUCCCAUUCAGAACGAAAAUCGCGGACUGCACAAGUAUCUGAAGUGGUCCGUUACCAUUGAAAACGCAGCCCGUGACUUUAUUAGGAACUCGCUACCUAAGGGGGCGUUCAUGGGAAUCCAUUUGCGGAAUGGAAUCGAUUGGAUUAGAGCUUGUGAUCACGUUAAGGAAAGCUCCAACCUGUUUUCCUCACCGCAGUGCCUCGGCUAUCGGAAUGAGAAGGGGACGCUCACGAUGGAAAUGUGUCUCCCGUCGCGGGACACAAUAAUCCGCCAGAUCAAACGACAGAUCAAAAACCACAAAGAAGCUUAUAAGAAUAAUGACAUCAAAUCGGUGUUCGUUGCUUCCGAUAAUAACCACAUGAUUAACGACUUGGCCGACGCAUUGAAGCGGAUGGACAUUACCGUGGUCAAAUUACCCGAGGAUAACCCCCAUCUGGACCUGGCGAUUCUCGGGAUGUCCAAUCACUUCAUCGGGAAUUGUGUGUCGUCCUAUUCGGCUUUCGUCAAAAGAGAGCGCGACGCGAAGGGAUUCCCGUCGACAUUCUGGGCCUUCCCGGUAGAAAAACACAUGUCCAAGUCGGCGAAGGCAGCUGCCGGUGGUGGAUCGGUGACGCAUGAAGAGCUGUGAUUGUGUCUGCCAGUGAGGAGGAUGCAUACAGGCUGCUGCUGAUCGACGACGAUGAUGAGAUCAUUGAAAGCAACAGAGGAGAAUCAAGACAAAUAAAGCAAAACAACAGACGGGGAUGUCCCAAGGUUCCUUAUACUUCGCGCCCGCGUCCGUCGCCGUGAUGCACAAAAUCUGUUUACUCUCAUAUUGGUAGACGUUGGUUGUUUUGAUUCAAGCCGGUGUGGUAGCCAGCGUGUUCGCAAUAAUCUGUAGGUGAGGACUGUAUCGUAUAU
Aedes albopictus (Asian tiger mosquito) is the source of this 1612-nucleotide messenger RNA. RefSeq names its product GDP-fucose protein O-fucosyltransferase 1. The record is from RefSeq and is a predicted model, not a curated record. Gene Ontology annotation, biological process: protein O-linked glycosylation via fucose; Notch signaling pathway. The coding region runs from base 123 to 1340 and encodes 405 amino acids. Gene Ontology annotation, molecular function: peptide-O-fucosyltransferase activity. The transcript has 2 exons. NCBI's taxonomy places the organism in Eukaryota, Metazoa, Arthropoda, Insecta, Diptera, Culicidae.